This is a messenger RNA of Alternaria infectoria, 1611 nucleotides long. RefSeq lists its product as uncharacterized. Bases 1 to 1611 code for a protein of 536 amino acids. The record is from RefSeq and is a predicted model, not a curated record. NCBI's taxonomy places the organism in Eukaryota, Fungi, Ascomycota, Dothideomycetes, Pleosporales, Pleosporaceae. The transcript is spliced from 3 exons.
AUGCACUUGGCGUCCAGUCCCAGAAGCAGAACGAAGUACCCGUUCCACAGCACCUCGACCGAUGGUGGCAGUAGCGUCUUUGAUAGUAUCGAGGACGAAUGCGCACCGGCUGGCGUGAACUUUGAUCGUACCCUGCAGAUAUCAGCGUGGCAUGAGGCCCGCAAUGCACUGCAAAAAGCCGGUGAAGUGGAGUCCUUCCGGGUGGUACUUGCACAGAUCAUUUUCGCCCUGACACAACGGCCUGUGGAGGCAGACGGGGCUCAGGAUGAGCAGAACGCUCUUUCGAAGACCGAACUACUGGCGACCGACGCCUGCACGGAAGUCCCGAUGGAACAGACCCCUAUGCUUUCGACCGAUCAGGACGUCGAUGAGUGUGCAGAUCUGAUGUCGAAGUUGGAUCUCGCUAUUGAGUCCGACGGACCUCCUGUACAUCUUGAAUCAGGCCUUCGACUCAUUCACUCCUUGAGGUCGCGCAUGACCAUGUCGAGAGAAGCGCGAUACAGCAACCCCGGACCAGGGCGCUCUGCACGGCAACGACGCUCGCCCGUUGUGCGUCUUGAAGACGCCGAUCGUGCGACAGUGGACCUUCUGUUCUGGGUCGGUGUCAUGUUCGACACGCUAUCAGCAGCCAUGCACAAGCGACCACUGGUGGUAUCGGAUGAAGAUAGCGAUGUAGUCAUGAGCGAAAGCAUGCAGAUUGAGCACUCGGCCCAACAAGCGGCAACACCUUCCUCAACAGACGAUGGACUGUGGGACGACUACUUGUUCUCUCGGCAACAGCAGAAUCCAGAACAUGCGCCCACAAGAUGGCCAUGCUCAUUCGAUGAAGCCGCAGCUGCGUUGUGUGACGCAGCCCCGGUCAAGGUGUUGCUGUUCAGAAGAGUCUGUCGGAUCCAAACGCUUCUCACAAGAAAUGCACGAGGCGCGAAGGUCGAAGAGGCUGUCAGUGCCGCAAUGGACGUGUGUAACCACUGGGAUGCGCUGUAUGCGCCCUUCGUCCGAGACUGCAUACAGAACCACGACCGCCUUCCACCACGCGUCCAAUCAUGGUACGUAUGCGUCACCGGACACUGGCACCUUGCGACUCUCCUUCUUGCGGACUUGAUGGAAGUGGUAGACGAAUCAGAGCUUGGACUUGAGGAAGCCACACAUCAACGGAAUAUUAGUGCCUUCAUCGCGAAAUUCCGCGAGAACCAAUGCCGGGUCCUAUCAGACCUAGCGAGCUGUGCAUGCCCGCGAGAAGACGCAUCAUUCGCACAGUCCGAGUUCCAUUUCGCAGUCAACGAAGGCGCACUGCUGACGGAGCCAUGGACUGUAGUGUUGAUUCGCGCGUUCGCCAAGGCAGGCGUACUGUUGCUUGAGUCAGAUACUCUGCUGCCGUCAGACCUGGAUCGAGAGGAUGCUUUUCAACGCGCGGAUGCUUGUAUUAAGGCGUUAUGGUUUUUGGGUAGAAAAUCGGAUAUGGCCCUCUCGGCGGCGAAUAUCUUGGGAGAGGCGUUGAAGCUGCGACGCAAAAGUGCGCAAGAUCGGGUUAGCGACAUGAGCGUCUUUUUGGAGAGUGAGCUGUGGCAUGAUUUGGAAGGGGCGUUCGAGGUGGACUGUGAACUAUAA